UUGCCAGAAUGUCGGGUUGCCAUAACAACAGCACCCACGAUCGUUUGUUUGGAUUUCGUCCUCGGAGCAGCUAGCAUCCUCCACGAAAUGCGACAAAACACCAACAUCUUGUGGUAAGGUACGAUUCUGAGCGUGUCAGUGAAGGGUUUAGGACCGUAGCAAGGCAAUUACUGCAGUAGAUUGUGCAGUACUCGGAACCUUGCUGAUGGAAACCUAAAUAAUGCAUACCACAUGGCCGCCAGUGCAUCUGACGACGAAAUAUCAUCGAGUGAAAGUGAUCUGCUGCCUGCAGAGAUUCCCGUAAUUCGUGUGGAUACGGCUGACAUCGAUAUUGGAGAAAUCAACAGCACACUCACAGAAGUUCACCAACAAUAUCACAAGUUGCUCCAGAAGUACUCCCGAGCUCUAAACAUAAUAGAUGACCUCAAGUGUCAACUCGCAAUUGAUGGUUGCGCCAAGGUAGAACAACGAGAUACAGAUCCGUUUCACAAACUGUACGAGGAAAAUCGAAGUCAAAUUGCCGACUCCCAUUCGUGGCAAUGGAGUGCGUCACAGAUCAGCGCAGCUUCCAUUGCAGAACCAAGUCCGCUGCACGUUUGUUCACAUGAUUCCGUCAAACAUUCCACGUCGAUUACGCCGUUAUCGGAGGAUAUUGAACAUUCCAGAAAAUAUAUACCCCACGAUGAAAAUGAUGCAGGGUUGCAGUUAUUUACGGAGUUAUUCUCGUCACGUGAAUCGAAUAUAUGUGCCAGCUCAUCAACAUCAAAUAGCAGCUUGUACGACGUAACGUCGUCUGCUCAUACACUGUCUUGUUGCCAAACGCAAGUGGAAAGACCUCUGAAAGGUCACAACAUGUCAUAUUAUCAAAGCGUCGAUGAGCCGAGUCAAGGCAACUUCACAAAGUCGAAACUUGUCGAACAACCAGAAAAGGGGUUCCUACAAGGACAGCAAGGUUGUCACCAAAUUGCUGUCGUAUACCCUGCACAGCGAAAUAUUAAGCUCUGCACCAUGGAAUUCUGCGGACGUCACUCCUGCUGUUGCUGCCCUCAUACUUCACAUUCCCAAAUAGAUGCUAUCAAUCGAAACAAAUCACCAGUUGCUGCAGAAAUUGGUGUCGAUGAAGUUGCUAGAAGCCCGCAGGUGACAAAGAAGUCAAGUAGCCAUGUGACUGCUUCGAAGUUACUCCAAGCCCUACAGGAAGCGGUGAAGCGAGGAGCAGAACUUCGGAAGAGCUCGAAUGAUCUCUUGCACUGCUUCGAGUGAUAUCUGUAAUUAUGUUUUAAUUUUUAAAGUUCAAAUAUCAACAAUAUUUUGGUAACUCAGCUCACUGGAAGACGACGAACAAGUUUUACAAGGCAGAUACUUCUACUGUUGGAUGUUAACUAUUUAUAAUAGUUGUGUUUGCAUUCUGUUACAUGCUGGGCCAGCAGUUACCUUUUUUUUCACCAGCAGGCAGGGCGUGCGGCGAGAGCAGACUUUGCUGCCCACUUGAGCAAUUUUUGCCCACCCCCUCUGGUGCUCCCUAGUGGAGACAAACUGCCUCCACGACAAGCUGUUCUUUUUCACAUGCAGUACACUGUGCCAAAGAUAAACGUAGCUGUGAUGGCUAUGAGGUGUAUUUACUCAAGCGUGCACAUAUUUUAGAUUUAUAUUUUUGUUAUCUUAUAAGCAUAUGUAAGUUCACCAUCUUCUGUUGAACACCAUGUCUAAAUAAAACGCCUGAAACUUUGCUUCUCA
This is a messenger RNA of Ornithodoros turicata, 1737 nucleotides long. RefSeq lists its product as uncharacterized. The record is from RefSeq and is a predicted model, not a curated record. The transcript is spliced from 4 exons. NCBI's taxonomy places the organism in Eukaryota, Metazoa, Arthropoda, Arachnida, Ixodida, Argasidae. The coding region runs from base 232 to 1263 and encodes 343 amino acids.